GUCACGUGUCCAAACAGGAAAUAAAAACGACAAUCAAUGUGAGUAAAUUUGUAAAUUCACGCGAAUCCUAUUUCCCCCAUACAACAAAAUUAUGUUAUCUCCCGGGACAAACAUUUUAAAUGGGUAAACAAGUGCAUUUAUCACGAUAUAACCAAGAAUCGCUGCGUCUCGUCGCAGUUUUUAGGAGCUGUCAAAAACGAGCCGAUUGCACCGUUUGCUGGAACACGCAUUGUUCAUGAACAUGGAAGCGCAGACUAUCGACUAUCUUACACCUGUAAAUUAGCCAGAACGCCAAAGGGCAGGGGCCAGGGCGAGCAGGAUGCCGGCAGACGUGGAGUACAGCCCCGUGGGAAAGGGGCUUGAGAUGCAGGAGUCGCGGCUGUACGUGUGGAUGCGCAGAGUGGCGGUGAUCGCGGCACAUGCCACCGGACUGGGCUUGGUCGUAACCAUCUUCGUGCUCUCCAGACCCGGAACAAGCUUGUUUUCAUGGCAUCCAGUCUGCAUGUCAGUGGCUUACUGGCUGUGUUUGACAGAAGGCCUGCUUUUGUUUGGGGAGGGAUCCCUUUAUUGCUGUAAAUCUCGUAGCCAUAAAGUUUGUAUGCACUUGUGUUGUCAGGCUGCAGAGCUGGUCUUCGCAAUCACCGGCCUGGGCUUCAUGGUGGCUAGUAAAAACCGCUCCGAACUGCCUCAUCUGGUCUCAUGGCACAGUGUGCUAGGACUGUGCACUCUGGUGGUCACGGCUCUUCAGGCUGCCUGUGGGUUGUGUGUGCACUUCCCUAAACAGCAGCAGAUUUUAUUAUAUCCCUCUAAACUCAAAUUGUACCAUACCACUUUAGGGCUUGUGGUCUACUUUCUUGCCACAGUCACAAUUCUAUCAGCCAUGUUCUCCGACUGGUUUCAGGCCACAGUGAGAGGAGUGGGCUGGUGGGCUUUGCUCCUGUUGCCCCUGCUCCCUGCUUUGGUUGUUAUGAACCAAAUUAUUAAUUCACAUCUACCCCACAAGAAGAUAACCAUCUAAGACUGCGUUGCAAUGCUCACAUAUGGAAAAUAACUGUCCUGGUUUAGUUUUUAGUUUUCAUGGUACUUCCAGAUUUAUUUUGAGCAAACUUUUGCCCGGAGACAAAGAUGCAUUUAGAUGUGAUUGGAACAAUCCAACAAUGUUUUUUAAUCAAAGUUCAAGUGUUUUUUAAGAACCUGCUUUGGUUGGCAUUUAAAAAAAUCUUUUUUGCAAUAUUUCUUUAAAAAAUUGUAGAUUUGUGUUUCUUUUCGGAGGGCUAUUAUAUUUUUAUUAAAAAUAAAAUGCC
Messenger RNA from Periophthalmus magnuspinnatus, 1304 nucleotides. RefSeq names its product probable transmembrane reductase CYB561D1 (gene cyb561d1). The transcript is spliced from 3 exons. Gene Ontology annotation, molecular function: transmembrane monodehydroascorbate reductase activity. The coding region runs from base 320 to 1018 and encodes 232 amino acids. NCBI's taxonomy places the organism in Eukaryota, Metazoa, Chordata, Actinopteri, Gobiiformes, Gobiidae. The record is from RefSeq and is a predicted model, not a curated record.